AUUUUACUAGGUCACGAGCGGUCUUUGACCCAGAUCAAGUACAACAAGGAGGGCGAUCUCCUCUUCUCGUGUUCAAAAGACCAUGUCAUCAACGUAUGGUACACGCAUAACGGAGAGCGGUUAGGAACGUAUGACGGACAUAAUGGGACAGUAUGGACCGUCGACGUCGACUCAGAGUCAAAAUUCCUCGUAUCGGGGUCCGCUGAUAACUGCAUGAAGUUAUGGAAUGUUGCAACCGGCAAGUGUCUCUUCACAUGGGAGUUCCCGACCGCUGUGAAGCGAGUCGCCUUCAACGAGGACGACGACCGUAUUGUCUGCAUCACGGAACAGCGUAUGGGCCACCAGUGUGCGGUGCGGGUGUUCGACAUAAACCGGGAAGGGGAUGGGACAGAUCAAUCCGAGGAGCCAACCUACAUGUUCAACCCCGUCGGUUCGAAAGCCACCGUGUGCGCGUUCCCGUACAUGGACGGUCUCAUCUUGACUGGCCACGAGUCAGGCAAGGUGGCGCUAUUCGACAUGAAGACUGGCGAUGAGGUGUUGAACAACGAGCGUGCACAUAUGGACACAGUCACCGAUCUGCAGUUAAGCACCGACCGGACAUAUUUCAUCACCAGCAGCAAAGACAAAACCGCAAGGCUUCACGACACGAAGACGCUCAUGGUCCUGAAGACAUACUCCACGGAGACACCACUAAACAGCGCCGCUAUCGCGCCUAAGCGUCCAUACGUGCUAUUGGGAGGCGGUCAGGAAGCCAUGAGUGUCACAACAACAUCACUUCGCCAGGGUAAGUUCGAGACACGGUUCUGGCACAAGGUUUUCGAGGAGGAGGUUGGGCGGGUGAAGGGUCACUUCGGACCCAUCAAUACCAUCGCUGUUCAUCCCGCUGGGACGUCAUACUCGUCCGGAGGGGAAGAUGGUUUCGUCCGUGUGCACCACUUCGAUGAGAGUUACUGGAAAGCAAAGCCUUAUGGCGAUCUGGAGAUAGAA
This is a messenger RNA of Gloeophyllum trabeum ATCC 11539, 987 nucleotides long. RefSeq lists its product as uncharacterized. The annotation marks the transcript as partial. The transcript has 6 exons. NCBI's taxonomy places the organism in Eukaryota, Fungi, Basidiomycota, Agaricomycetes, Gloeophyllales, Gloeophyllaceae. Gene Ontology annotation, biological process: cytoplasmic translational initiation. The record is from RefSeq and is a predicted model, not a curated record. Gene Ontology annotation, molecular function: RNA binding; translation initiation factor activity; protein binding. Gene Ontology annotation, cellular component: cytoplasm; eukaryotic translation initiation factor 3 complex, eIF3m.